This is a messenger RNA of Anisakis simplex (herring worm), 402 nucleotides long. The record is from the annotation of a GenBank genome assembly. Lineage: Eukaryota; Metazoa; Nematoda; Chromadorea; Rhabditida; Anisakidae.
AUGGAGGCUGUAGAGGAGAGUACGGACGUGGCUGUAGAGGAGAGUACGACCUUGGCGAGUGCGGAGUUGUCUGGUAAACUGAAGUCGGAAGGAGUUAGAUAUCAAUAUAGCGGAUUUGGUAAUAUCUUAGUGCCACUGGGAACGUCAUUCCUGAUCGGAUUGAUCUUUUCAAUAGUGAUUGUGAUGUUACAUAUACCAUUAACGAACGUUGUCUUGGAAUGCAUCAAGAGUAGAGAUCGUCAACGUCAAAGAAAUACCUCAGCUGAAACGAAGAGUGUUGACAAAAGUAAAAGUAAAGACAAAGCGAGUAAGGAGGAUGAAAAGGAGAGCAGUAAAAAGGAGAGCAGUAAAAAUGAAAGUAAAAAUGACAGUAAAAAGGAAAGCAAAAGCAAAAAUUUAUAA